This is a messenger RNA of Trematosphaeria pertusa, 989 nucleotides long. RefSeq names its product cytochrome P450. Gene Ontology annotation, molecular function: heme binding; iron ion binding; oxidoreductase activity, acting on paired donors, with incorporation or reduction of molecular oxygen. Lineage: Eukaryota; Fungi; Ascomycota; Dothideomycetes; Pleosporales; Trematosphaeriaceae. Bases 77 to 613 code for a protein of 178 amino acids. The transcript has 4 exons. The record is from RefSeq and is a predicted model, not a curated record.
CUUCACAUCAUCAAAGUUACCGUGUACUUACGAGAGGCUCGACGCUAAUGACGUAGACUUCCAACCCGGCUCGCUAAUGUUGGAUUUCUUUCCUUUUCUCGCGUACUUGCCGGCAUUCCUGCAACCGUGGAGGAAGCUUGCUACUUCAUCGAGAGUCAGGGAGCAGAAUCUGCAUCGGGCAUUCCUCCGUAGGCAGCCCGAGACAGGAAACGCUCCUCAGUGCUUCGGCUCGUUAUUGGUUCAAAUCCAGGAGGAAGAAGGUAUCAGUGAUGAUCGCGCGUGCGACAUUCUCGCAAUGCUCAUUGGAGCCGGAGCGGACACUACUUCUUCGUACCUACAAUCCUAUAAAGUUAUGGCUAUACACCCACAAACCAUGAAGAAGGCACAAGAGGAACUGGGUAACAUUGCCGGUUCACAGCGGUUGCCUACAUGGGAUGAUGAAAUGCCUCUUCCCUAUGUUCGAGCCCUCAUCAAAGUCCACCGGUGGGCACCUAUCGGAAGCCUUGGUAGUCCGUAUGCUACAACCAAGCGCGACGUGUACGAAGGACGGCAUAUUCCAGAAGGCGACGUGGUUUCCCCGAACCUUACGGCUUUCAGCAGGAGUCCAGAAUGAUACAAGGUUCUCAAGAUAUUCGCUCCCGAACGCUUUCUAGGUGAUGAUCUAGAUGCAUCCGCGUCCGCACUAGAUCCUGACACAAGAAGCGGGACCAUUUCCAUUAUGUGUUUGGGAGACGCCUCUGUCAAGGUAUCUUCGUUGCUGAGGCAAGCCUCUAUAUCGUGGUAUUGAGAGUUUUUUGGAGCUUUAUCAUUACCCUUAAACUAACCGCUUCACUAUUGGACAUGAAUGCAAAGAUAGCUGGACUGGUUACCAAACCGAAGCCUUACUAGGUUUUGAUCAAAUGCCGCAGCUCAGUUUAUGAACGAACCAUUAGGGCUAUGCAAAGCGCGGAGACGGACAUACUCACUUUCAUCUAAGCAUGAUUUUCCAU